CUGAAGCAGAACUGAGAUCACCGAUAAAAGUCAACCUUCUCAACCGACUGUCAAAGUUUCAAAUUUCGGCCUUCGCCUUCAUCAACAAAUGAACAGCCGUUUGUGACUAUUCACAGUCACGUUUAUGCGCAGGGGUCCAAAGAAAGGAAAAGGGAAAGGAGGUCCUGUCGAUGGGGUUGACACCACGAGCAUGUCUAGAGAACAACUGGAAGCAUUUUCCCUGAGACUGAGAGAGGAGUUGGACAGAGAAAGAGAAGAGCGAAAUUUCUUCCAACUAGAGCGGGACAAGCUUCGAACAUUUUGGGAAAUAACAAGGCAACAGCUUGAAGAAAAUAGGGCUCAGCUAAGAAACCAGGAUCGUGCACAAGAUGAAAAUGAAGAAAAACACCAAUCAGAGAUUAAGACAUACAAGCAAAAAGUCAAGCAUCUUCUCUAUGAGCACCAGUGCAACUUAUCAAAUGUCAAGGUUGAAAGAAUGGUUGCUCUUAAGAUGGCUCAGGAUGAGUACACAGCUAUGGAAAAUGAAUUACUUAAGGACAAAAAUGACCUGAAGACAAAACUAAGAGAGCAAGAGCUAGCCCACCAGGAGGUGGUGCGUCAGUUAAAAAUGGAACAAAGUGCCGAGAUCAGCAAGAUGCGUGAGCAGUUCUCUCAAGAUUCUGUAGAAUUGGAACGUAAAUACGAGGCUCGUCUCACAACUCAGUCUGAGGAUAUGGGUCUGCAGCAGUCAAUGGAAUUGGCUGAGGUGGAACAACGUAAAAAUCGUCAAGUGGUUGAGCUAACUAAAAGCCAUGAAAAAGCGUUCAAUGACAUGAAGAAUUACUACAAUGAGAUCACUUUAAACAAUUUGGCACUCAUCAGUAGUCUCAAGGAACAAAUGGAAGAGUUAAAGAGUGGGCAUGAACGAAUGGAGAAGCAGCUACGUGAAGUUCAGGGAGAAAACAAACGACUCACUGAACCUUUGAAGCAAGCUCAAUCUGAACUGACAAACUUGCAGCGUCAGUUAGCAAGUUACGAGCAUGACAAGAUAACACUUGCUAAUACUAAACAACGUCUGGGUCUGGUAACAAAAGAACUGGAAGAGUUGCGAUGGGAGAAUGAGGUCCUUGAACUUCGUUUUGAAAAGGUUGAGAAGGAACGUAACCGCCUGCACGCCGAGUUCGUGGGGGCGGUUCUCGAUGUGCAGCAGAAGUCGGGGCUGAAGAGUGCCAUGCUGGGCAAGAAGAUGGCAGACCUCCGCGGCGGCGGCGCGGUGAGCGGCGCGACGGUGAGCGGGGACCUGCAGGCCGAGCUGGCGCGCGCCGUGCAGGCCCACGACGACCUCCUGGCGGCCUACGAGUCCAAGCUGCGGCACCACGGUAUCCCGACGGACGACCUGGGCUUCAAGCCGCUGCGCUCCGCCACCAAGAGCUCCCCGAAGAGCGCCGCUCCUGGACAGCCUCCCGGAAGCCGAUGACGAGCAUGGUGGCGGCACGCACGGCACCCCUUCAAAAUUUUCAUUGUCGCACGAAUAAUGGCACCACGAUACAUUUCUUUCCGCUACAGUCCCUUCCCGAUUCAAGGGCUUUUUUCUACGUGCACGUGCACCUUUAUUGAUUGAGCCUCCGCGCAAGGCCAAGUUUUUAGACUACUUUUAUGCAAAGCCAAACACUGUGAUUAUUUAUUUUAAAACUUUUUUUUAAUACAUUUU
Molecule: messenger RNA, 1690 nt
Organism: Thrips palmi
Lineage: Eukaryota; Metazoa; Arthropoda; Insecta; Thysanoptera; Thripidae
Gene: Gas8
Product: dynein regulatory complex subunit 4
Exons: 8
Coding region: 125-1456 (443 amino acids)
Biological process (GO): cell motility
Cellular component (GO): microtubule; Golgi apparatus; motile cilium
Molecular function (GO): small GTPase binding; microtubule binding
Source: RefSeq, a predicted model, not a curated record